AUGUCUGCCGGUGGUGGCACUCCUCGUGAGGAUGUUCGAGACAUUUUCAGGGCCAUCCGAAGAGGAAACCUGGCCGAGGUGAAGCGAUUCCUCGACGAAGGUGGGAACGUGGAAACAGUCGGGGGGCGGUUUCACUCCACUCUACUGACUGAGGCCUGCCGCUUCCGCGCCACCAAGGUGAUCGACUUGCUUCUCGAGCGGGGCGCCGCCGCCAACGUCUCCGGCGGAGGCUUUUGGACGCCGCUCCACUACGCCUGCAACGGGCCUUGCCGCGGUACCGCCGCAGCUGCUGCGGCGGCUAAGUUAGUUACGACGCUGGUCGCAAACCACGGGGAGGUCGACGCCACGGAUUUUUACGGGCGGACUCCGUUGCAUCUCGCCUGCUCGAAAGGUUCCGCCGCCGUCGCGCUCGCUCUGUUGGAGGCAGGCGCCGAGCCGAACGUGGGGGAUGACGAUGGCCGAACACCCGUUCAUCACGCAGCCUCGAACGGCCGGCGGGACGUGAUCACCGUUUUGCUAGGCUUCGGCGGCGACGUGUCGGUGGUAGAUCGAGAGUUGGACACCCCCCUUCAUCGAGCUACGCGGGAGAGACAGAGCCUCGCGAUGAGUCUGCUGGAGAGCGCCGGGGCUGAUCCGGGGGCGAAAAAUUGCUGGGGGGAACUUGCGGGCACGCUUGCACCAGACUACAAGAUGAACCCGGUGGUUCACGAUGAGGAGCAUCAAGACGCAGACACGGGGCCGUGUAUAGCUUGCUCAGCCACGAAGGGUCGUCACUACUACUUCUGCAGGAGCGAAAUCUUGCAGGAAUUGCCGGAUAGCAUGGUACUCGGCCCGGACGGAAAGCCUAGAGUCGAGGCAGUAUGA
Messenger RNA from Ectocarpus siliculosus, 864 nucleotides. The record is from the annotation of a GenBank genome assembly. Lineage: Eukaryota; Phaeophyceae; Ectocarpales; Ectocarpaceae.